Syzygium oleosum is the source of this 1186-nucleotide messenger RNA. RefSeq names its product momilactone A synthase-like. The record is from RefSeq and is a predicted model, not a curated record. The coding region runs from base 138 to 1052 and encodes 304 amino acids. Lineage: Eukaryota; Viridiplantae; Streptophyta; Magnoliopsida; Myrtales; Myrtaceae. The transcript has 3 exons.
CCCCGCUGUCCGCUUCUCACUACUUCUCAGAAGAAGAAGAAAGAAGAAAGGAAGAAACCACCAUCGAGAUUCCUCUGAAUCUCACCUGUGUCGCUUUCCAUAUCCUUCCCAGAUUCGCCAUUUUCGCCUCGCCAACCAUGCUCCGAUCUCUUGCCAGGGAGUUCCAGCUCGUGGCCCCCGUCGCAUUCCGGAGGCGCCUGGCGUCGUACUCCACCAGAGAUGCCGGCGGCGCCGCCAAUGGCAGGAGACUUGUGGGCAAAGUGGCCCUUAUAACUGGAGGUGCGAGUGGGCUUGGUAAGGCCACGGCCCAUGAAUUCAUCCAGAAUGGAGCCCAAGUCGUCAUCGCGGACAUCGACUCUGAGCUCGGCCCGCAAGUGGCCCAAAGCUUAGGCCCCUCGGCCCACUACGUGAGCUGCGACGUGGCCGACGAGGCCCAGGUGGCUGACGCGGUGGACGCCACGGUGGCCCGCCAUGGGAAGUUGGACAUCAUGUACAACAAUGCCGGCAUAACGGGCCCGGCGUACCCCCCGAGCAUCGUCGACCUUGACCUGGACAAGUUCGACGAGGUCAUGAGGAUCAAUGUCCGUGGCGCAGUCGCCGGGAUAAAGCACGCGGCGCGGGUCAUGAUAUCGGCAGGCUCGGGGUCCAUCCUGUGCACGUCCAGCAUUAGCGGGAUCAUGGGCGGGCUUGGGCCUCAUCCCUACACGGUAUCCAAAUUCGCGAUCCCGGGGCUCGUGAAGUCGGCCGCCACCGAGCUGUGCCGCCACGGGGUCAGGAUCAACUGCAUCUCGCCCGCCCCGAUCCCAACGCCAAUGUCGGUGGGCCAAAUAGCACAAUUUUACCCCGGCUUGACGCUAGAGCAGGUGGCCAGGAUCAUAAACGGGCUCGGGGAGCUUAAAGGGGCCCAUUGCGAGGAUGCCGACGUAGCCAAGGCCGCGUUGUACUUGGCGUCGGACGAGGCCAAGUACGUGACGGGCCAUAACCUGGUAGUGGAUGGAGGGUUCACUUGCUUCAAAAAUUUGAGCUUCCCUUCUCCAGAUCAAGUUGUGUAACGUUGGCACUGUUUUAACAGGUUCAUAGUCCGUUGUUUUUCGAUUUGUCCCCCUCUCCUUCUUGUGUUCUUCGUUUUUUACAAUUGUUUAGUGUAAUUAGUGAAGAUGAAUGAGUGAUUCCAAUGGUUGACUUA